Molecule: messenger RNA, 753 nt
Organism: Closterium sp. NIES-65
Lineage: Eukaryota; Viridiplantae; Streptophyta; Zygnematophyceae; Desmidiales; Closteriaceae
Source: the annotation of a GenBank genome assembly
AUGGGCCCACCAAUAGCCUUAGCCAUGACCCGCGUGCAGCUGCCUCGUCGCGCAUGCCAGCGCUCUAGCGAGCUCACUGGCAAGAUCGCCAACGGAUUCUCCAUCGAGCGCGCCAGUGACCCACGAGCGAAUCAGCCAGCGGACACCCAGACGGUUUUGUUAAUAAUUGUGCCCCACCCGUUUCACCCAUGCUGUCCGAACCCGGUUGUGCCCCACCCGUUUCACCCGUGCUGUCCGUACCCGGUUGUGCCCCACCCGUUUCACCCGUGCUGUCCGUACCCGGUUGUGCCCCACCCGUUUCACCCGUGCUGUCCGUACCCGGUUGUGCCCCACCCGUUUCACCCGUGCGUCCCAUGCUUCCCGUGCUGCCCCCGUGUUCCCAUGCUGCCCCCGUGCUGCCCUGUUCUGCCUGUGUCGUGCCCGUUUGCGUGCCGUGUUGCCCCGUUCAGCCCUUGUCCAGCCCCGUUCUACCUGUGCUGUCCCGUUGUCCUCGUUCUGUCCUGUUCUGCCCCCCGUGUCCUGCCCCGUUCUGCCCGUGUUGCCCCGUUCAGCCCGUGUCCUGCCCCGUUCUGCCCGUGUUGCCCUGUUCUGCCCGUGCUGCCCCGUUCUGCCCGUUUGUGCCCUACCCGUGCUGUCCGUAACCGUUGGUGCCCCACCCGUGCUGUCAGUUCUCGCUCGUGCCCCACCCGGUCUGUGCUGCCCGGUAUCGUGCUGCCCGUCACCGCCGUGCCACCCGUCCCGUACAGCACCUAG